Seminavis robusta is the source of this 2136-nucleotide messenger RNA. The record is from the annotation of a GenBank genome assembly. Lineage: Eukaryota; Bacillariophyta; Bacillariophyceae; Naviculales; Naviculaceae.
CACGUACAAGUACCCUUCCAAAAAGACAGACAUGUACAGGUUGUAGCAACACAUUACAUGUAGAGAACUCGACUGCAGUCUCUGGCCUUACCAUGUCCGAGACUGACAGCAGUGACGAGAGCAGUGAAGGCACCAACGAGGAGGAUUGUGCCACCAUCAGCAGUGAUGAAGGUACUGGUAUUAGUAAUGACAGUGUCGAGGCGACAGCGACAUCACUAGACACAUCACAUGCAACCCUCGUCCUUCGUUGGACGCAACAGAUUCCCAUCAGGUUAGGACUGUGUCCAUGGGCAAUGAAGUCUCAAAGCUUGCGACGUCUGAGAUGCACGACCUGUUUGGCGACCAGUCCAGCAGAUGUGGCGAAACAAGUUAUUUCGGAGGUCGAAAUGCUGUGUCCCCAAUAUGGCCUUGACAGUGGUACUGAUCUGGCAUGGAGCACUACCCUGGUAGUUUGCCCCUUUGUGGACGCUUGGAACGCCGAGUUUGGAGCCUUUGAUGGCUUUGUGAGAAGCCUUAGUAGGGAUCUGCAAUCGUUAUCAUUAUGUGAUUAUGAUGACCCCGCUAGGAGUUACGAGCUGCUACAGGAAGUCACCUUGGUAGCAUUCCAUCCCCGAUUCCUUCGUUGGCGUGCCCUCCCAGCAUGUGUGGACAUUGGUAGCACGGUCCAAUCGCACAAGGGCAUGGGUGGCUUCCGGAAGAGUACAGAAACAUUUCCUGCAACCAUCAUUGACACAACCACACCUGUAUUUGGUCGACGCAAGAUCAAAAUUCGGUUUCAUCAUGACAGCAAAGAGCAAUAUGUCCCAAUUGAUUGGAUUGUAUUUGAACAGGAUCAACUGUUGGGUGAGCCAUUACCGGAUAAUGCCAUGCAUCGAGCCCCGUAUCCCACAGUACACCUGAUACGGAAUCAGGAUCUGGCAUCCCUGUGUGUUAGGAGCGUGUCUCUCGAGUCAAGAGGAAAAACGCUGUUCGCAUGAUCAAACUUGGGUGGGACGGUAUGCAAUGGACUGAUGAAUUGGCCAAAGUUUCCCGGGAAGCUGCAGCUGAUGUUCUUUCGAGGUGACAAUAACAAUCUACCUUUCUAUGGGAUGUCAGGGGCGGACCAAGUCCCGGGAAUACCUUGGUGUUUGCCAGCUCAACCCUAUCAAUAGGGUAGCAAGGGAUGGGCAUUAUCACGACCGAUGGAGUUAAAGUUGAGUCGAGUCGAGUUGAGUCAAUGUUGUUGCAUGAAUACAUCUAUUUGUCGUGGUUUGUUGUUUCGUUCGCAAGAACAUCCUACCCAAAGUUGUGGGAUUCAUUGAGAAGAUGUUCCUGUCUUCGCAGGUGGACACUAGACUAAUGUAAUUUUCUGUACUAUAUCCUUUCUUCCUCUGAUGUUGACGAAUGCGUCGUUGGUAGCGAAUACGGUAUCAUAACAGCUUCAGGAUGCUAACCAAGAAACGAAGUGCCUCACGACUACCGUACCAGUACCGUACUGUUGGCGCGGAUACGGCGUAACUGCAAAACUGGGUCCUACCUUAGCUAACCAACAGAUAAAGAUCGCUAUUUUGUGAAACCUCAACAUAAAGAAUGUCCUCCUGACAACAGUCCUCCAAGAACUGCGCCUCUUUUCUCGCUUCCAUGUUUGCCAAAUGCUUGAUUCCGUUAUCAAUCUAUGUCAAUCAGUGUAUUGCAGCCAACCUAGAUCUCCUGCUGAAAGACAUAAGUUUGACACUGGACACCACUCCCUGUCAACGAGGUACUGAAUUGGUCUAUCUUCCAGCCAUUCAUUUCGAUCUUGUUCAAUAAAUCGUGAACCUCCAGGUAGUAUCCCUUGCUUAGGACGCAGUCAUUGCCUUUCCAAAUGCAAUAGAACUCCUCUUGCGGUUCGUCGUCUUCGGCAUCUUCUGGGAACUCAACGCACAGCGCAUCUUCCAAAUGAGCUUUGAGGGUAUCAGGACAACUGAGCACAAAGCGGGCCAGUUGGAGUCCAUCGGUAGCAUUAAAGGACAACACAGCGAACGGCAUGAUGAUUCUUCUGUUACUUUUUGUGCAACAAUUCAACUGGAAUGAGGAUGCGUAAGCUGAUAAGCUGAUCGAUUAUGUCUACCCGUAAGAGUGCUUUGGGGUUUGGGGACCGGUGUCUCUUCUUUGUGG